AUGAACUUCAUGUCUCUUAACAUCCGAGGUAUUUCGGGGGAUGCGAAAGUCGUUUGGGUGAAAGAUCUGAAGAAUUCCAACAAUAUUAGUGUUAUUGCCCUUCAGGAAACGAAAGUUGUAAAUGUGUCCAGAUCGGCUCUUGCUAAAUUGUGGGGGAAUAGGAAUUUUGAAUUUGCUUCUGUCGAUUCUGUGGGACUGUCUGGUGGAUUAGUGUGGUUAUGGGACCCCGAGGUGUUGAAGAUUGAAUCGUUAAUUCAGCGUAGAUUCUGUUUAGUCAUUAAGGGUUCGGUGGUGGGUAGCGAAGAUCCGAUCAAUUUAAUCAAUGUAUAUGCUCCUCAAAACACUGAGGAAAAAUUGAGUCUUUGGAACGAGAUAUCCAGUUUUAUCGAUCCAACUGGAGGUAAGUGGGUCAUUGUCGGAGAUUUUAAUGCUGUGCGUUCUCAGGAGGAGAGGAAGCGAUCAAAGUUUAAGCCGGUAUGUUCCGAUAAUUUUAACAAUUUCAUUUUUGCCAAUGGUUUGUUGGAAUACCCGAUGCAGGGAAGGAAGUUCACUUGUAUUAGGGAUAAUGGGAGGAAACUUAGUAAGUUGGAUCGGUUUUUGGUGUGUUCGGAGUUUUUCAAUAGGUGGCCCUCGGCUUGUGUUAGAGUUUUGCCUUCACGCCUUUCGGAUCACUGUCCUAUUAUCCUUGAGUUGGUUGACUUAAAGUUCGGGCCACGUCCAUUUCGAGUCUUUACUUCUUGGAUUGGAAAACCAGGUUUCGAGGAGGCGUUCAUGGCGGCAUUGGAGGGGUUUGAAGUUUUCGACCCCCCCGAUAAAUGUCUGACUGCCAAAUUUGCUAGAAUUAAAUUGUUUCUCAGGAAAUGGCGGGAUGAUUUUUUAGCUAAGGAAAUGGAAGUCGAAAAGAUAGCUUUAGCGGAGUUGGAACAAAUGGAGAUUGAUAUGGAAUCGAGGGACCUCGUGGAAGAGGAAGAGUGGGUGAUGACGGAGAAUAGGAAAAUUAUUAAAGAGAUAGAAGAAAGGAAGAAUUUGGAUUCUAAAUAA
This is a messenger RNA of Helianthus annuus (common sunflower), 1041 nucleotides long. RefSeq lists its product as uncharacterized. Gene Ontology annotation, molecular function: catalytic activity. The transcript has a single exon. Bases 1 to 1041 code for a protein of 346 amino acids. Lineage: Eukaryota; Viridiplantae; Streptophyta; Magnoliopsida; Asterales; Asteraceae. The record is from RefSeq and is a predicted model, not a curated record.